AUGCGGGAUUCUCCCGAUGCGUUUACCGCAAGCUUGGAGACGGAAGAGGCGCAUCUCGUGGAGAAGUGGCAAGAGCGCAUCCAACAAGGUGUGGUCGUCUUUUGUGCUUCUGCCGGAUGCGAUGUGGGCUUUGCGUGGGUUGUGCGGAGAGGAGAUGCGGUGACCCUGGGCUUAUGGGUUUCCCCGGAGCACCGCUGCCGUGGGAUUGGAGCUGCACUUCUGGAUGCAGCUAUCCAAUGGGCACGCGGUGUGGGAGCGAGAAGGGUCUCGCUGAACGUCGCAGACGGGAACGAUGCUGCCAUGCGGUUAUACCAGAGAAUGGGCUUCCAGCGCACAGGUGCUAUCGCAGCCCUUCCACCUCCACGUGAGCACCUCUCGAAGCACCAGUUCGCCUUGGACCUCUAA
This is a messenger RNA of Symbiodinium necroappetens, 405 nucleotides long. The record is from the annotation of a GenBank genome assembly. Lineage: Eukaryota; Dinophyceae; Suessiales; Symbiodiniaceae.